CAUGGCACAACCACCCCUUUCAGAGGCGAAUAAUGGUAUGGUCCAACCUGGUACGGCUCGGAGUGGUGCUGCUGUGUUUAGACUUUCUCUCCUUGGUUUCCCAGCCGGGUACUGAGCGGCAGACUCCAACUUAUUCUGAAAGCACGGAACUGUUAAAUAGCACUUCCCGGAGACAAGGUGCAUUAUCGUUUUCGCCUGCACGUUGAGGUUUGGAGAAUAAACGCAGCGAAGAAGUUUGUCUCCAUCGCCACCAGAAAUGAAGACCUCAGUGAAGAUGGUUUGGGGGUAGAUUAAUGGCGUUCGAGUUUGAAUUAGAACGGAUCAAGGUGAGGAAAAACUUCACUCGGAGCUGACUGUUCCAGACUGACAUUGCGCACAGAUGGUAACAGACAAGAUGCGCCUGUUGAGCACAUCGUGCUGGUGUCAAAGCGAAGGAAUCCGAAUGAAUGCAUUCACGUCCGGUUUGAUGCAGCUACUUCUUCUCCUAACUGUCAUACUUUCCUGUCAAGGCUGUCCGGAAAAAUGCGCAUGUUCCGGGCAAACAGUAAAAUGCCAAAACCAGGACUUGAACGCAAUUCCACAUUUCAUACCGGCCGAUUCCAAGUUCCUUGUGAUCACGGGAAACAACAUUUCAAGCAUAAAAAAUGACUCUUUUCCCAGCCGCCUGGAUUUAUUAACAGACCUUGAUCUCAGUGACAAUGAGAUGGAGGCUGUGGAGGAAAUGGUGUUUCAUAACUUGCCAAACAUGGAGUGUCUAGACCUGAGCAACAAUAAAAUACAAACUUUCAGCGAAAAGGCUUUUCCAGAUGAUGACAAAUUGCAGGUGUUGAACCUCAGCAGGUCUUUUUACAAUCAUUCCUCUGUGAGCGGGCUCCUGAAUGUCCUAGAGAAUGACAAACUCCUCCAGCUGACAGUCUUGGACCUGUCCGACAACGAUCUUGUGCUUCUGCCAGAUGAUUCAUUCACGAGUUUAUCCAACCUGGUCAACCUCAGCUUGCAGAACACCUCCAUCAUCUCCGUCCCUAAGGGGAUACUAAAGGUGCCACGACUGCAAGACCUUGACCUGAGCCACAACAGUCUCAGGAAUAUUCCUUACACCACCCUGAUGGAGUUCAACCUGAAGCCAGAUCUUCAUAUUCGCCUGGACGGGAAUCCCUGGCGUUGUGACUGUUCUAUUGAGGAUUUGUUGGUGUGGCUGAAGAACUCCACUCAGGUCACGGACAUGAAGGACCUGACCUGUGCAGAGCCUGAGCGUCUGAGGCGCCGGCCACUAUUACAGGUGGAGCAGACCCAGCUGAAGUGUUCGGGCAACAUGGAAGAGGCAUCAAGCGCUGGAUGUACAACAUCCGGGAUGCUUGUAGGGACCACAUGGAGGGAUAUCAUUACAGUCUCGCAAUCUCUGCUGGUACAUUGUGAAAAUGGAUGGCCUCCCGUCGUAGUCAAUUCCCCAAAAGACCAACAGCCAGGAGUCCUCCACACACACAUCCAUGAGAUUUUUGCCCCGCCACGCCUCAAGCAAUGCUUGGCAGCACAUUGUAAUCACAGUGGAAACAAGGAUCGAAUGGUCUUGGGAGAAUCAGAAUCCUCUCUAUUGGCCAAAUAUGUAAGAAGAACAGACUUGAAAUUUUUCUCUGGCCAUACAGGCCGAGUAUUGCUGAUAUUGAUACCAAUACGUACUUUACAAGAAUUAAGUUCCAUAGCGCCUGCCUGAAGGAAGGACCUGCACGAGGUGGUCACCGGGAUGUGGAGGAUUGAAGAACAUUUUGACUGCCUGUGUGUUAGUUUUCAGCGUCCAAGUCUUCAAGAGUGGGUAAGAGGGAAGCGCCAGUCUUGGCAGUCCUGAAUGUUUGUUGCAGCCGGAGUUAGCCGUUCUUUGUGGCAGCACUUAACCAGACUGUGAUGGAUGAACACAGGACUGAUUCAAUGACUGCCUCAACAGCUCCUGUGGUAAGCCGUGCUUCCUCAGCAGUUAGAGGAAUUACAUCUCCUGCUGGGCCUUUUUACAGAUGGAAUAAAUUAUCUUCUCUCACUGAAGAGAUUCAUUCAUGGGAAUCUGAAGGUCUUGAUGGACGUUCGACACAGAAAAAUAGGACAGCGUAACGAACAAUGUUUCUUGAACUCCACAAACAUCUUUAUAGCAUGUUCAUCUCCAAGUGGUGUUGGCUGCAACAGAGCACCAGUCAAUAUGCAGACUCGUCAUCGUCGUUCAUGAGGCCGAUGAUCGUGGUAGUGUCUUCAGACUUUGGGGGUUUGUGUUGAAGUGCACUUGUGUGGAGGGCGGGGAUGGACAACUGGCAGCUUGCAGGUAGAUUGAUUUACAUAAUAAACACAUACAAAAAAAAAAACAUGUUUUCCAUACGAGAAAAAAAUGGAAACUAUCCCAAAUAUUUUAAAAAAUUA
This is a messenger RNA of Syngnathus typhle (broad-nosed pipefish), 2400 nucleotides long. RefSeq names its product trophoblast glycoprotein b (gene tpbg). The coding region runs from base 380 to 1711 and encodes 443 amino acids. The record is from RefSeq and is a predicted model, not a curated record. The transcript is spliced from 7 exons. Gene Ontology annotation, molecular function: protein binding. NCBI's taxonomy places the organism in Eukaryota, Metazoa, Chordata, Actinopteri, Syngnathiformes, Syngnathidae. Gene Ontology annotation, cellular component: plasma membrane.